This is a messenger RNA of Megalopta genalis, 4274 nucleotides long. RefSeq lists its product as uncharacterized. Lineage: Eukaryota; Metazoa; Arthropoda; Insecta; Hymenoptera; Halictidae. Gene Ontology annotation, cellular component: presynaptic membrane. Gene Ontology annotation, biological process: clustering of voltage-gated calcium channels; neuron-neuron synaptic transmission; neuromuscular synaptic transmission. The record is from RefSeq and is a predicted model, not a curated record.
UGAUGGCCCGUGUGACGAAGCCGUUCAUGAUAAUGCGAUAGUGUUGGUCCGUGCUUAGCACUUGAUAAAAGAUAGCGGUGACUGAACAGAUGCCAGUACUCACCCGCAGCCCGACCUGUCGGCCGACAGCCGCGUACUCGCCCCGUGCGCAUCGGUGCACCGUCUCGCCGUCUCGCCGUCUCGCCGUCUCGUCGUCUCGCCGUCGUCGCGAUCGUCGCGAUCGUCGCGAUCGUCGCGAGAGCGUGGAGCAGGGACGAUCUCUCGGGUUACCUCGGAAUAUAACCGUACCCCGACGUCCUCCAGGAUUCGAAAAGAUCCCGAAAGGAGCCCGCUCCAGAAGCUGCAGCGUCUGGAAAUUGCUGGAAGCGUUCGGGAGUCGCGGCGCGAUGCCGAGGUUCUGGUUGCCGUUCGACGAUCGAUCCGGCAAAGGGGAUUCGCCGUUCGAACGCCGAUAAUCUCGUAGAAUCCGAGAGUUCUCGGUGAAGAAGGUGCUCCCAGGUAGGAUGAUCGUAGCGGUUCGGCGACAGUACUACUUCAAGAAGAUCCGCUGCAAACGCUGAUACGUUCCAUCGUCUCCCUCCCACCCUCUCUCUUUCUCUCUUCUCGUUACAACCUGCCGAGAGACGCGCGAGAAUCGAGGCCCCGGAGCAACGUCGAUCUCUGCGACGGAAGAGAAGAUGCUGCGCGAGCCGUGACCGAGGAUCUCGCGAGCAGCCCGAGAACCAGAUUCGCUACCCUGCGAACGCGGACGGAACGCGCCCGAAAGUUUCCUUCGGCGAAGGCUGCCGCUGCCGCUUCUGCUGCCGCUUCUGCUGCCGCUUCGAACAGGGGUCGAAGAUUUCUCGUCCAACUCGCGUAGGACUCGGCGUGCCCCGGGCACGCUCGCGGACCGGCGGACCGUCCUCGGGCAUCGAGAGCGACGAGUCGGCCGCGAAGAAAAGCGGAGAAUGUCCUGUCGGCGGUGUGCCCUCGAAGGGACGCACCUGCCGGAGAGCUCGCGCGCCGCCACAGCCCCGAACGCGACUUACGAUGAACGAUGAGCGGUGGCGCGUCUAGGCUCGAUCGGGAUCGGAUGAGAAUGGUCGAGUUACGCGGCGGCACCGGGAUGACGAGCGGUCUGAGCGGUCGUUCGUCGAAUCGGCUCCAUUACGCGAUACUCACGAUCUUGGACACGGUGUUCUCGGUGGCCGUGGCCGCCCCCGCGGUCGUCGGCUACUGGAGGGGCACCUGGGGCCUGAGCAACGUCUACGUCUACCCGGAGGACCCCGUCCUGAGCAGCCUGACCUCGGUCGUGAUCGGCUUCGUCGGCCUGUUCGCGUUCAACGUCUCCCAGAACUUGCUGAACGAGCUGCUGCACCCGGACAAGCACCGGUUGUCCUAUUACGUCGGAUCCAGGCUGUACACGGCCGUGUUCGGGUUCUGCUGCGUGAACGCGUGGCGCGGCGCGUGGCAGGCCCUCGACCUUUACACCGAACUCACCCCCAGCACCGUGUUCGCCACCACGGCCGUCAGUCUGCUCGCCCUCGCGAUCAUGCGCGCCGUCAGGAACAUAUCCGCGCCACCGUCCACCCUCUGUCUGGACUCCUGUCCCGGAUACUUCGAAGUGCCGACCAUGUUCCGCGUGAACAACACGAGAGACUGGUCGUUGUACUUACUGGAUUGCGCGUUCAGCGUUGGCGUCGUUGGUACCCUGGUCGUGUUCGUGUGGAGGGGUGUUUGGAUCCUCGUCGAUAUCUAUCUCUUCCCGGACGAUCAAGAGUACUCGGCGAUCGGAUCCCUUGCCAUCGGGUACGCGAUCGUGACGGUGACGUACUGUCUGCAGCCGCCGAUGAAAUACGUGUGCGCGCGUCUUCGAGGUCUCGCGCGGCUGAUCGCCGCGGACGGUUUCCUUCUGCUGAGCUUCCUGGGCACGGUGAACGUGUGGCGCGGCAUCUGGAACCUGCUCGACCUCUGGCUGGUCCCGACCAACCUGGAACUCUCCUGCUGGAUCACUCACGUCGGCUGUUUCGUCUUCCUCGUGCUGCUCAACUGCAGCAACUCGAUCCUCGUCCGCGGCGUCUACAUCGACGCCGAGGGGGAGGACGGCAAGUGCGUCGCGUUCCCCUGCCACUAUCUUCGAUUGUUCUUCAAGGUCGAACGCGAAAAGAAGGAGGCUCGGCGACGGAACCUGCUGGUAGCGUCGAAGGACCUCCGGCCCCGUCCCGAGAGCAACGCGAAGGACACCGAGAACGGGGCUCUCUUGUCGAACAGCGCGCCCGCUACCAUCUUGUCGACGAAUCCUGAAUCUCUGGCGUAAGCGGCGAGGAUUCGCGUUCCGCGCGAACACGUUCCGAAACGAAGAGGACCACGAAACAUCGAAAUACGUAAUCGCGAUCGAAACCGAAACCGAAACCGAAACCGAAACCGAAACCGAAACCGAAACCGAGUCGAGUUCGUGCCCGUGAUCGGUGAUCGGUGAUCGGUGAUCGGUGAAGCAGUGAAACAGUGAAGCGGUAAAGUUCAAAAGAAGGACGAGCAAAGCAAGACUCGAGCGGACCGAUUGCUCGAGAAACGGCCGAUUCGGCAGCCCGAGGGCAAAGACGGGCGCGGCCUCGUCCGGGGGCGUGGCCGGAGCUCGGACCGGGACCGGAACCAGGGUCGGUGCCCCGCGGGGCGAUCCGUAACCCGUAACAUCGGACAGACGCGGUUAGGCGAUCUCGAGUAGCGAGAUAGGUGCCUAGAUCGACGGAUAGAUCGUAGAUGGACGAUCGGACGAACCAACGGAUCGGAAGACCGAUCGAGCUAGGAAUCGAGGGUUCGCGAUCGAACGACCUCGAUGGGGACCGACGCGCGGCGGGCUACCGGACGAUCCGCUCUCGCUGCGCGCGUAAUUUUGUUCGGUCGCGCAGCGAGACGCGGGUACGUCCGCUGCGCCGGAGGAACCCGCCUCCUCCUCGAAGACGCGCGUGGCGUGACGCGCGUGCAAAACUGGGCCGCAGCGACCAGCGCGUACGUAGAACGCGCGCGUAAACGGGACACGAUUUAAUCCCGAGGCGCGCGACGUUCCUACGAUCGCGCGAAAAUUGCAACGAGAGGCCGAGUCGCGAGGAGAACGUUUUCGUAUAUACAGGAUGCUGCGCCGACGAUGGUCGUCGAAGAAAGGCGCUGUCGCGAGUACCGAGUACCGAGUACCGAGUACCGAGUACCGAAACGCAAACUUUUAGCACCUCCGUGAACAUUUACGAUCGUUCGAACAGAAUAUCAUCGACGCUCGACUGCCAACCUUAAAGACGCCGUGGAAACAAAUUUAUCACAUAGAAUCGGCCGACCCUCGUCGAAGAAACGACAACGGGGAACGCGAACGAGGCUCGGAACUCGAACUCGGCGAUUCGCCGCGAUCAACGAUAUUUCCGUUGCUCCCGACGCGAAGGUCCCGCGACCCUCUGCGGAGAAUCGCGAACGCGUUGUUCGGCUCUCGAGUCCGACGAUCGGUGUAUACGCGUACGGAGAGUAUACGCGGAGCGAACGUCGCGUCGUCGACUUCGAACCUGUCGUCGGAUUUCUAGUCAUCGAUCCGACGGGCCCGCCUCGGCCAUCGCCCGACGACGGAUCCCUCGCGAUCCGACUUUCCCGAGCGAAUCGCGACCGCGAUCCUAGCGCUGGAUGAGACCUUGACGAUGACAAUGGUAAUAGACUGGACGCGAUCGUUAUAAAUAGGUUAUAACCUUCUCCCCCGCAUCCUGUACACCCUGCGGAUUUCGCUCUUGUGCAUCAAUUACGACGUCAUGGCGUACUAAUAAUUAAUUAACUGGAAUAAUGACGGGACAAUGGGCGGCUAGGCGCAUCGAUGGGAAGUGGUUAGUUCGACGAUGAGCGACCUGCCCUCCUGGCCUACAUUUAAUAUUUUCACAAUGGACAAUGGCGCGAGUCGUGGACGGAGCCGUCGAGCCGUCGAGCCGACGCGGCGCGACGCGACGCGACGAGUCUCGUCGCCCGUCCCCGCCCCGUCGGAAAAACGGAAUCGUGCACGACCGACGAUCCAUCGAUCUCCGUCGAUCCACGGAGAUCGAUGGAACCCGGUGAAAAUUCUCGCUCGAACGCGCCGGCAACCGAUCGGUGGGUACAUAUUUGGUUGGUAUCGGUACCGAUCGGAGGACGGGAGCGAGCGAGCGCACGGUUCGCAGGCUGCUCGAAACCGAGAGGAACGGUCACCCCCGUAUAUUUAUAGGAUCGCGCAUGCGACUGUUAACCCGGAAUAUUGAUUCGAAUAAUAAAAAACAGAGGAAACGAUCCGA